Molecule: messenger RNA, 1707 nt
Organism: Achroia grisella
Lineage: Eukaryota; Metazoa; Arthropoda; Insecta; Lepidoptera; Pyralidae
Gene: Dus1
Product: tRNA-dihydrouridine(16/17) synthase [NAD(P)(+)]-like
Exons: 7
Coding region: 142-1533 (463 amino acids)
Biological process (GO): tRNA processing
Molecular function (GO): flavin adenine dinucleotide binding; tRNA dihydrouridine synthase activity
Source: RefSeq, a predicted model, not a curated record
GACACGAGGCUGAGUUUUGUAGGUAGAUCCCGAAGUCGAAGAUCAUUAAAAUUGAAUUUACUGACAAGAUGUUAUUAUAUUACCUACAAAAUAUCUUUAUUUACAGACUUUAGGCUUAUAUAUUUUUACUAUUCACCUGAUAUGUCUUAUGAGUGGUUUGAACAAUUAGGACAACCACGUUUUGUGGUUGCUCCAAUGGUGGAUGCUAGUGAACUUGCUUGGCGUCUUCUUUGCCGAAGGCAUGGAGCUCAGUUAUGUUAUUCUCCGAUGUUUCAUAGCAAUGUCUUCAUAAAAGAUCCAAAAUAUAGAAAAGAUAGUUUACAGACUUGUGAAGAAGAUCGUCCUUUAAUAGUACAGUUUUGUGGAAACAAACCUGAAGUAAUGGCUGCUGCUGCCAAAUUAGCUGAACAGUACUGUGAUGCUAUUGAUGUUAAUCUGGGAUGUCCACAAGCAAUAGCAAAGAGAGGUAGAUAUGGAUCCUAUCUUCAAGAUGAUUGGGAACUACUACAAAGCAUUGUGUCUGCUAUGUCUAAAGCAGUUUCAAUACCAAUAACUUGUAAAGUAAGAAUAUUCGAAGAUGUAGAUAAAUCUGUGAAGUAUGCACUUAUGUUGCAAGAAGCAGGUUGCAAACUCCUGACAGUCCAUGGAAGGACACGAGAACAAAAAGGACCUCUUACUGGAGUUGCUAGUUGGAAACAUAUAAAGGCAGUUAGAGAAGCAGUGUCAAUACCUAUGUUUGCAAAUGGUAACAUACAAUGUCUUGAGGAUGUUUAUAGAUGUUUGGAGUGUACAAAUGUUAAUGGUAUAAUGAGUGCAGAAGGGAUACUAACAAAUCCAGCUCUAUUUGAAGGAAUUAAUCCACUAACAUGGGAGAUCGCACACGAGUAUCUUGACCUUAUAGAGAAAUACCCUUGUCCAUCUUCAUACAUCAGAGGACAUUUGUUUAAAAUAUUCCACAAAAUCUUUAUAGUAGAAGACAAUAACGAAGUUAGGCAACUCUUAGCAACAGCACAAAAUAUUAAUCAUUUUAGGCAAGUGUGUUUUGCAAUCAAGGAGAGGUACUUACACUAUCAUCAAGGACUAAAACACUUUAAUAAUGAUGAAAGUAUAAUUAAGCUUGGUUAUAACUUGCUGUUGCCUCCAUGGAUAUGUCAACCUUAUGUGAGAAUGUCUCCUGAAGAGCAUACAAUGAAAAUGGAAAGACAUAAUAAAGAUCAGGGUGAAAAUAUUCACAAACGAAUUCACGAGGACCCAGAUGGCAAUACUAUAUCUAGAAAGAAAAUGAAGAAAUUAAGAAGAAUCAUGAGAAGACCAAUUAAGGCAGAAAAUCAGACUGGGCGAAGUGGAGAAAUCUGUAUGAAAGAAGACUGCCUUAAUCCACUUGGUGGUAAAUGCGUAUAUCAGCUUUGCAAGAAAUGUUGUAAAAGUAAAUGUUAUGAAGAGAAUUUGGACUGCCAAGGUCAUAGGAUACUUGUACAUACAAAACGCCAAUUAGCUAAGAAUAGAGCUAUAGAAAAUGACAAUAAGACAUAGGAAAUCAAUCUGUUAUUUGAAGCAUGUAAAUAUAAUUAUGUAUUAUCAUAAGGAAAAUGUAAUAUUAGUAUUUAUUUAUCACCCUCCUCUGACCAUACUUGACUAUAGUUGGGUCGUGGUUCAAUCUAUACAUAAUUUCUAUAAUAUAUUGUUGUAAUAUUAGCAUAUGGUGUU